Messenger RNA from Cavia porcellus (domestic guinea pig), 3830 nucleotides. It is a transcript of the gene Cyria, whose product is annotated as CYFIP related Rac1 interactor A. Bases 300 to 1271 code for a protein of 323 amino acids. The record is from RefSeq and is a predicted model, not a curated record. Gene Ontology annotation, molecular function: small GTPase binding. The transcript is spliced from 12 exons. NCBI's taxonomy places the organism in Eukaryota, Metazoa, Chordata, Mammalia, Rodentia, Caviidae. Gene Ontology annotation, biological process: regulation of actin filament polymerization.
CAGGGAUCCCACAGUAACCGCGGCCCCGAGAACAAGGAAUCCCUUCGCGAAAGCCUGCAGCAGGGCCGAGCACGGAGUCCGGGCCUGGAACCGCGGGCUGGGGCGAGAGUGGCUGAGUUCAGUGCACUGGCUCUGGGUGGCUGUGCUGCGAGCCCCGCGGGCCCGGGAGUGUCCGCUGGGAGCCAAGGAGUGCAGCUGUGUACAUCUGGAGCUCUGAGCUGUGUCUGUCACAGGAGGCCAGCGUGAUCUCGCUCAGCACCAGGGAUAAGCCAGCACCCAACUGUCGCAGGUUUGCUGGGAUGGGAAACCUGCUCAAAGUCCUGACCAGGGAAAUUGAAAACUAUCCACACUUUUUCCUGGAUUUUGAGAAUGCGCAGCCCACAGAAGGGGAGCGGGAGAUCUGGAACCAGAUCAGUGCCGUGCUGCAGGACUCAGAGAGCAUCCUCACCGACCUACAGGCCUACAAGGGCGCCGGGCCGGAGAUCCGAGAUGCGAUUCAAAACCCCAAUGACAUCCAGCUUCAGGAAAAGGCCUGGAACGCUGUGUGUCCCCUGGUAGUGAGGCUGAAGCGGUUCUACGAGUUCUCCAUCCGGCUAGAGACAGCCCUGCAGAGCCUGCUGGAGUCUCUGACCUGCCCCCCCUAUACCCCAACCCAGCACCUGGAGCGGGAGCAGGCCCUGGCCAAGGAGUUUGCGGAAAUCCUGCAUUUCACACUUCGAUUUGAUGAACUGAAGAUGAGGAACCCUGCCAUUCAGAAUGACUUCAGCUACUACCGAAGAACCAUAAGUCGUAAUCGUAUCAACAACAUGCAUCUAGACAUUGAGAAUGAAGUCAAUAACGAGAUGGCCAAUCGCAUGUCCCUCUUCUACGCAGAAGCCACGCCCAUGCUGAAAACCCUGAGCGAUGCCACCAUGCACUUCGUCUCUGAGAACAAAACCCUGCCGAUAGAGCACACCACGGACUGCCUCAGUACGAUGACCAGCGUCUGCAAAGUCAUGCUGGAGACUCCGGAGUACAGGAGCAGGUUCACGAGUGAAGAGACGCUCAUGUUCUGCAUGCGGGUGAUGGUAGGGGUCAUCAUCCUCUACGACCAUGUGCACCCGGUGGGAGCCUUCUGCAAGACGUCCAAGAUCGAUAUGAAGGGCUGCAUAAAGGUUCUGAAGGAACAGGCCCCGGACAGCGUGGAGGGACUACUCAACGCCCUCAGGUUCACUACAAAGCACUUGAAUGAUGAGACCACUUCCAAACAGAUUCGAGCCAUGCUGCAGUAGAACCCUGUGCUGAGAAGAGGACCUGUGUGCUGACCUCAGAAGAUGUAUAUGUUUACAUAAUUUAAUACAAAUUGAUGUUAAUACUUGUGUAUUUACACAACCAUUUCCUUCUCCUCCCUGAAAUCUAUGGACCUUAAUUUGUACCCUGACUGACACUGCCCAGCAGAGUAUAAAUCGACUUGAGAGCCUUAUCUUCGAUGUCCAAAACAGAAUCCCUUCUCCCAAGGCCAGAUUUGGAGACUUUGUUCUUGUCCUGGAGUCUUUCAAUGAUAUCUGUAACAAUCAAAAAUGCCUAGUAGUUUGUAGUAGUGUUUUAAUUCUAGAUGUAUUAUCUCUCCAGGAGCAUAGUUCAUAGACACACAAAGUAUCACUGAUUUCCUACAUCCGUCAACUCAGCUACAGGAGAUACAACUAUUACCCCAACAGAAAUGGAAGGCAAGAAACAGGAGAUGCACGCGAGUAUUCUGGGUUCUGCACGCCCCUCUGUCCUCUGCCUGCAAACCACACAUGCUGGCUUUCUGUCUGUGCGUGUUGUACUAAUCAGUAUCUUCCUUCUGGAUGGGUCCGUUCCAUCCCUCUGAGCCCCACUUUUACUUUUGUAAGAGGAAAAGAGCUUGUGUUUUAAUCAGUGAAACAGCAGCAGAGAUAGAUGGAUGGGUUCUUGCUGUUGGACUGACUGAGGGCAGUGAUUGCUUUGAGAGCAUGAGAGAGGGGAGGGAGAGGAGGUCAGUACAGUCAUCUUCCAGUGUCGCUGUUUGCCUGCAGAGGGGAGGAAAUGGGGAUUGCAGCUCUGACUUCACAACUAGCUACCUGCAAGUGCUUUGCACCCAGCCCCUCCUGCUGGCCUACCCUGUCCUCUGUGGGCUACUCCUGUGGGAACAAAAGUCAAGGGCAAUGCAUCAGUUACCAGAAAAGUGGGCUUAGAGGGACAACAUCCACAUAUCUACCCUGCCCCUGCCCAGCUACUGCUGGGCACGGUAUGAAAGCUGUGAUCUGAGUAUAUGGGUUUAGUUUCUGCCCUACUAAUGAUUCACAGUGUGCUCCUGAGAAAUCCCCUUGACUGUCUGCACUGCAUCUUCUCCAUCUGUAAAAUGGGCCAUUAAAACAAUCAGUGAAAGCCCUGUAAGGCUGGGAGCCAAGAAAGUGGCUGACUCUACCCACCUGCCUUUGUAAGCAGACUCCUCUAAGCAUUGCCCACCUGCCUAGAUGAUGGUUGCUCAUACAGGGCCUGCACUAUUUCUGGGUGCAGACUGAGUUCAUCUAGAAUGCAAUCUUGGAAACUUGUUCUGUGAGGCGAAGGAGAAGGCCCCUGGAUGUGGUCUCAUGGAAUGGCUACGAGGUGGAACCGGAACCUAAGAUGCCUCCCUCCUGAAUCCACACGCUUUCUCCUUCACCAUGUGGCCUGGGAAUACUAGUACAGGAUGCGACUGGACCCUUACAGGGGAAUCCUAAGACUUGCUUGUAUGACUGCUUGCUAAUUCCUGCCAGUUCCCUGGUCAUUGUGAAGAGAAUUCUGGAAGUUGGGUCUGACCACAUUUCCAGUGUUCCAAUAAGUGAGCGGUAAGAUUGCUAGCCAGCAUUCCCUUGAGUCCUUCAGGAAAAAGGGAAUAAUUUUUUUAGCUAAGAAAUGCAGUUAAAUGAUAGGAAAGAGUGCCUGGUCUAGACGUAAAGUAUCAGUCAACAGGGAGAGGAAAAGGAUUUUUCCUUGGAGGUUGAAAGCUGCACGAGUACAGCUGCUAAGACAAGAAGACCUUUUCAAACCUGAGAAUUCUACAGCUGUAGGGGAAGCUGGACAAGACGGCAAUGCGGUGCGAGCGGACUCAUUGGGUGUCCGAUUUAAGAGUGGCUCUGCUUGGUAGCCACUUGAGGUACUUGGCCAACAACUGCCAAGCUCGGAGAACGAAAUGUACCACGUCUAUCACUUUUGGGUCCAUUUCCUCCUCUCUUGGAAGAGGAGAUGCAAGCAUAAAAGGAAGAAAGGACUUGCCAGUCACCACUGGGCUCUCGGACACAGCCCGAGGGACUUUAACUCAAGCCAUGUGUCUAUACCAGAGCUGCCUCUCAGCUGGUUCAAUGAGAAAACUUUAGAGAUUACCUGUCAAAUGAUAAAUAUAUAUAUAUAUAUAAAUGUAUAAAUAGUUGAGCACAUUUAUAAUUUUUAAUUAGACUUUCUAUCAAAUGGGACUAAACCUAUGUGUGGGGCUGCUGGUCUGCUUCUGUUCCGCCAUCUGCCUUGUCCCCAAGCUGAGAUGCAGCCAGACAUGCAUUCUGAUGAGCCCAAAGUCUCCACUGUUGCCUAUGAAUCCUGGAAGGACAGGUUGUGUGUCUGUGAUCACCAGCAGGGAACAGCUUCCUGGCUGUGGGAGACACCAUCUCUUAACACUGUCCACCAGGCAUCCAGGGUCCCUGGACAAUCAGCUUUCGGUGCUGCCUGCAGGAUCCAAAAUCCAGGCGUCGUGGUGGCUUAGGGGAAUGUGCUUGCGACAGUAUCAGUGUCGAUGUUCUCUGUAUUUCAUAUUGGAUGUCCCAUAGUUUUCAAAUAAACAGUGUUUUCCACGA